Messenger RNA from Lactuca virosa, 816 nucleotides. Lineage: Eukaryota; Viridiplantae; Streptophyta; Magnoliopsida; Asterales; Asteraceae. The record is from the annotation of a GenBank genome assembly.
AUGGCGGCACCAUUUCUUGUUCGUCUCCACAAAAAUUCCAUCUUCUUCUUCUUCCUCUCCUACCUCCUCUUCUCUGUCCAUAGCUUUAAAGGAGGCUCAUCUCUAUCUGUAGAAAAUGACGACGACGUUUUAGUUUCGGCAAAUGGGCUUUUCACAGCAGGUUUUCAUCAGGUCGGAGAGAAUGCUUUUUGCUUUGCUGUGUGGUUCACGGAUCAACCAACGACUGGGGGUCCCACAGUGGUCUGGAUGGCUAACCGAGAUGCACCUGUAAAUGGAAAAUACUCGAAGCUUAUAUUAUUUGAAGAUGGCAAUCUUGCUUUAACAAAUGCUGAGCAAUACAUUACUUGGUCAACCCACACAAAAUCAACCUCUUCUAAUUCGUUGCAAUUAGAACUCCAUGACACAUGUAACCUUAUCCUUUUUGAAGGAGAACAAUCUCUUUGGCAAAGCUUUGAUUAUCCAGCAGAUACCCUUCUUCCAGAUCAACCCUUAACUACGACCACACAACUUGUUUCUUCAAGAAGUUCUACAAAUUACGCCUCGGGUUUCUAUAAGCUAUUUUUUGAUGACUAUGAUAGCAUUCUUCGUCUUCAUUAUGAAGGUUCAGUAUCCAGUAGCGUCUUCUGGCCUGAUCCCCGCUUUCUACCUUGGGAAGUUGGGAGAUACCAGUAUGUAUACAAUCGAAGAGCAAGCCUUAAUUCAGAUGGUGGAUUCAAGUCAUCAGAUGGUCUUGAAUUUUUCUCGGCUGAUUAUGGAAUUGGACCCCAAAGAAUGAUGUGUUACUCAGAGAGCAAGAGAAGAGAUUUUGUGGAAUGA